AUGAGACACCUCGGAGGAACAGCCCCCCCUCCCCGCGCCGCCGCCGCCGCCACCGCCCCCCGCCCGCGCUGCGGCCCGGCCCGAAACGAAAAGACAAUUUACCCAUCACUGAGUCUCUGCUGUUUCCUCGCAUACAUUACCAUCAAUGCCCGGCCUGUGAGUGUGUGUCGGGGGAGGGGGAGAGCGGCCGCGAGAGGCGGGCGGGCGGGCGCGCAGGCGGCGGGCGGGCGGCAGCACCGGCACCAGGGCCCGACGCGCCCUCGGCGACUCUCAGCACCUCCCCGUUACUGGCGCCGGCGUUCCCGGGCCAUCUCCCUCCGCCGACACCACGCUCACUCUCAGCCCAGGCAGCCGCGCCAACUACACGGCGGCAGCGGCGAACGGGGGGAGGGGGGGCAAGAAGACGCGUCCGGCUCUGCCCCGCGGAGAGCUACUGCCUCCUCCGCCUUCUCUUCCUCCUGCUCCUCCGCCUCCUCCCCUCCUCCCCCCGUCGCCGCCGCUGCCUGGUCCUUCGCCGCCGCCUCCUGCCGCCGCCGCCGCCGCCGCUGGUGCCGCCGCUGCCGCUCCACCAACUACAUCCGGGCAACUCGGACGCCGCGGCCUUCGGAAAACCUCGGCAGUUUCCGCCGCGCCCCUCCUCUCCCACCCUCUGCCUUCCUCCCCGCCCCGCGCGGCUCCGGAACGCCGCCUUCGGCAAACCUCGGCUCGGCCCGGCCUUCCUCUUCCUCUGAGGCCUGGCUCGCCUCCUCGCGACCCGUCAGCUCUUUCCGUUCCUCCAACUCGCCGAAGCCUUUUGGUGAAAGAGCGCUCAUUGCGUCGGAGGUUCUGCAUGUGAAUAAAGGCACCGGGGGUGCGACGCGGAGCUGCGACGAGUUGGAUUUUAUAGACCGCGGCGGGCACAAAGAAAAAGGUAAAAGAGGAAACAAGCCAGAAGAGAGAAGAUCCCACCAAACACCAGUAUCAAAAAAGGAACCGACUGAUUUGGUAUCCCACAAGUUAACGUUACUGCUGGGCCUAAUGAAGAGAAGAGAAGGAGAGAGAGAGCAUACAAAAGCAGGGGAGCUGCAAGUGGAAGGAGCAGGUUCCCUGCCAAAUAAGGAACAUGAUGUGGGGAGUCAAUCCCAGGACUCUGGGGUCAUGAUUGGAGCUAAAGACAGAUGCUUAACCAGAAAUUGACAAGUUGACACUGGAAUUAAUAUGGAAUAACAAGAGAUUCCCCCAACAGUCUUAAAAAGGAACAAAUCUAGAGGACUCAUUGUAGUAAAUUUAAAACUUACUACAGGGGCAUCUGGAUGGAUAAGUUAGUUAAGUUGCCACCUCUUGAUUUUGGCUCAGGUCAUGAUCUCAGGGCUGUGAGAUCAAGCCCCCGUUGGACUUCAUGCUCAGUGCAGAGUCUACUUGAGAUUCUCUUUCUUCUCUCCCUUUGCCCUUCCACCCGCUUAUGCACUCUAACUAAAUAAAUAAAUCUUUUUAAAAACUUA
Messenger RNA from Mustela lutreola (European mink), 1481 nucleotides. RefSeq names its product serine/arginine repetitive matrix protein 3-like. NCBI's taxonomy places the organism in Eukaryota, Metazoa, Chordata, Mammalia, Carnivora, Mustelidae. The record is from RefSeq and is a predicted model, not a curated record. The transcript has 6 exons. The coding region runs from base 1 to 1176 and encodes 391 amino acids.